Paramecium tetraurelia is the source of this 4218-nucleotide messenger RNA. RefSeq lists its product as uncharacterized. The record is from RefSeq and is a predicted model, not a curated record. The transcript is spliced from 8 exons. Gene Ontology annotation, molecular function: histone binding; ATP hydrolysis activity; ATP-dependent chromatin remodeler activity. Lineage: Eukaryota; Ciliophora; Oligohymenophorea; Peniculida; Parameciidae. Gene Ontology annotation, cellular component: chromatin; nucleus. Gene Ontology annotation, biological process: chromatin remodeling.
AUGACUUUUUGUGUUGAAAGACCCAGGAGAGGUAAACCCAAUACGGGUUUCAAAGAGGAGUCAUCAGAAGAGGAAGUGGAACAACAAUAAGAAUCAUCUCAAGAAUAGGAAGAGUCCGUAUUUGAUCCCGAUAUCGAAUAAAUCUUGUGGAGGAGAGAGUAGGAAGAUGGGGAAGUCCAAUUUUACGUAAAAUAUAAGACUUAUUCUUAUUUAUGGUGUGAAUGGAAAAGUGAAUUAUAAAUUAUUUCUAAGGAUAAAAAUGGAAAAUAAAAAAUAAAUAGGUUCAACAGAUAGUUUGAGAAGAAGAUCAAAGAGUACGAUCCUGAUGAAUUGCUUGAAAUGAACUAUUUUGAUCCUUCCUUUUUAGAAAUUGAUCGAUUGAUAUCUUCAACUGAACUCUUCCCCAUAAUCCAUCCCAAAAAGGCCAACGAAAUCAAAGGCAAAUGGAAUGAGUACCUCUCCAUAAUCAUAUCCAAACUUCUUAAUUAUUCUGAAGGGCGGGUAAAAUUUGGGAUCUUUUUCAUGUAACCUGUCAAUCCUGAUACUGAUGGUUGUCCCGAUUAUCGUAAAAUCAUCACCUAACCAAUGGAUUUGGGAACUAUAUACAACAGAUUGUAUUUGGAAUACUACAGAAAUUCAUAGCAAUUCUGGUAUGAGUUGGGUUUGGUCUUUAAAAAUUGUAGGAAAUAUAACAGUAAUCCUGAGGGAGAAAUAAGAAAGUUAGGAGAUGCACUCGGUGAGUGUGCACUUGUUCUGUACUUUUAAUGGUUUGAAUAUACAAAUUAAAAAUAUCAAUAAUUGAUUAAAUUGAAGAAAUGUGAAGAGGACGAGGAAUAUAGAUAAUAAAUAAUAUCUGAAGUAGGAAAGGAGAAGUUGGAAGAAGAAAUAAAUCAAGAGAAGAUUCAAUUAUUAGGUGAUAUUGAAUUGUGGAACCCAGGGACAUAAAAUUAUCAAUGGUUUGAAGAUGAACCGAAUUUCCAGCCUAAACUCACUAUUGAGAGACAAGUUGAUCUAUUUUAGAACCAUGAAUAAUUAUAUCUAGUCAAAUGGAAGAACUUAUCGUAUCUCUAGGCCACUUGGGAAUUCAUCACUGGUUUUCCUAAUUCAUAGGCUAAACUCUUUGAAUUUCGUUCUUUCACAAGAUCCCUGGAUAAAGACAGUAGACAAUUGCAAAUUUAGAAUUGCAGAAGACACAAAUAAAUCUUGGAUUAUGAUUAAAAAAAGAAAAAUCGCAUAUCCUAAUAAGAGAUCUUAGACUUAAAGACUCAACUCUACCAAUUAGACAUUGGCAAGAAUAAGAAGCCUUAUCAAUACACUCCAAGAACAUAGACUAUAUAUAAGGACAGGAAGUUAUUGAGAGAUUAUCAAUUGGAAUCUUUGAAUUGGAUGAUUGAUGCUUAUUACAAUAAUAGAAACGUCCUUUUGGCUGACGAGAUGGGAUUGGGAAAAACCAUUUAAUCAAUAGCAUUCUUAAAUCAUUUGGUUUCAAUGGAGUCAUGUCGUGGUCCAUUUUUAAUUAUAGCUCCAUUAUCAACACUAUAACAUUGGAAGAGAUCUUGCGAAGAUUGGACAUCGUUGAAUGCAGUUCUUUAUUACGAUCAACAAGGUUAACCAGGAAGAUAAGCCAUAAGAGAUUAUGAAUGGUUCUACACAGACAUUUCCUUGAAAGGCAAUACCUUGCCAUCGUAAGAACUAUACAAAUUUUAAAUAUUGAUAACAUCCUUCGAAGUAUUCAAUUAGGAUCAUUCAACUUACAUUUAAUAAAUCCCAUUCCAAUUUAUCAUUGUGGAUGAAGCACAUAGAUUGAAGAAUCAGAAUGCCAAAAUAUUGGCUAGUCUUAAAAGAUUAGUGUGUUCAAGAAUUAUGAUUCUAACAGGUACUCCAGUUCAAAACAACCCAGAAGAAUUGUGGAGUUUGCUUAACUUUAUUGAACCUUAUUAGUUCCCAAAUCUAAACCAAUUCAAAUCCUAAUUUGGAGACUUGAACACUGCAGAACAAAUUGAGAAAUUGAAUAAAACAUUGAAACCCUAUAUUUUGAGGAGGUAGAAGGAAGAUGUCGAACAAUCGAUUCCACCAUUGUAGGAGAACAUCAUCGAUGUAGAGUUGACUAAUGUUCAGAAAACAUUAUAUAGAGCAUUAUAUGAAAGAAACAAGUCGGCAUUGAUUUAAGGGUUCUCCUAGUAGACAGCUCAGAUAGCAUCAUUGAAUAACUUGGAUAUGCAUCUACGUAAAUUGUGCAAUCAUCCAUUGUUGUUGAAGGAGAUGCAUUCUGAUAUUUUAGAGAAAAGCAAAGGAAAUGAGGGGGAAUACUAAAAGAUAUUAAUUGAGUAUUCUGGUAAAAUGGUAUUGUUAGACAAGAUGCUCAAGAAGUUCUUAAAGGAGGAUAAGAAGAUGCUGAUAUUUUCACAAUUCACAAACAUGUUGGCCUUGUUGGAAGAGUAUUUACAAUUCAACUAAAUCAAGUAUGAGAAGAUAACAGGAGACAUCAAAUAAAUUGACCGAUAAAAUGCCAUAGAUAGAUUUAAUGAUUAAAAGAAAGGAAGAUAGGUGUUUCUACUUUCAACCAAGGCUGGCGGUUAAGGAAUCAAUUUAACAGCAGCUGAAAUUGUUGUGAUAUUUGACAGUGAUUGGAAUCCUCAGAAUGAUAUUCAAGCAACGGCCAGAGCGCACAGAAUAGGACAAGAUAAAUAAGUUACUGUCUAUAGAUUCAUUACCAAGAACACUUAUGAAGCUAAGAUGUUUGAAAGAGCCUUUGCUAAAUUAGGUUUGGAUCAGGCUAUCUUUAUGAAUGGUGAAUUCAAGUCUUCUGAUCAAACCAAUAGGAAGUUGAGUAAGAAGGAAUUGGAGAUAUUGCUUAAGUAAGGAUCCUUGGGAUUGCUUGAACAUUUUGGAUAGGAAUCAAUCGAUUAGAAUAUUGAUGAUAUAUUAAAUAACACGAGAGUGGCCAAGUAUUCUCUAAUUAAUGGGGCAUAUACUAUCAGCAAACAAACCUACGUUCCAGAUUAGGCUAAUCAACAGAUUGAUAUUGAUGAUCCCAACUUUUGGUAGAAAGUACUCAAGAAUCAAGAAUCUAAGUCAUAGAAGAUUCUCAAGAAACUGUAGGAGGAUCAGAAUAUCAAGACAUUUUAGUAAUAGAAAGAGAUAAUGUUGGAGAGUUCAGAGUGUGUGAAUAAUAUCAUCUAAUCUAAAUUAAGUAGGGAAGGAUAUGAUGCUGAUGAGGAGAAUACAAUUUUGGAUAUUCUGAAUUUAAUUGAAUUCAGCAAGUUUUUCGAGAAGGAUUUCAAAAAUCUAGCCAAUAGUUGGAUUCUUGAAUUGAGUAAACCUUCCAGAAGAUUCAAAAAAAUCACAGAAAACGAUUUAAUGAUCAACACUGCCCCCACAUCAUAAUAAGUGAUUGAAACACCUAAACCAACUAAGAAUUUUGAAUUGAAUUGGUCAGAAUAUGAGGAAUACAAAAAGUUGUAAACAAAAUCCAGUUAAGAUUUGUAAAUAAGGUUGUGUGCAAUUUGUGAGAAGUAGAAAUGUGAUUUGUUUUGUAGGGGAUUCUGCAGAAGACAAUUUCAUAAGGAAUGUUUGGAAGGUGGACAAUAUAAUGGAUAGACACAAGGGGAAAUCAAUAUUAAAUAUGUGUGCCAGGAUUGCGAAAAGUAUAAAGGAACCUGUUUUGUUUGUCUAAAAUAAGGCACUUUCUAUCCGAAUCAAUCAAAGAAGAAAACUUAAUAGGACAAACAGUUUAUUGAUGAUGAUGGUUAUUAUGACAAUCAAGGAGAAUAAAUCAUAGUUGCCACUGGAAAGAUCACAAGAGCAAGGGCACAAUAGCAGCUCUAAUAAUAAUUAUCGGAAUUGGUUAAGUGCAGUUUGAAUUGUCAUAAGUUAUAUCAUUUCGCUUGUGUUUAAACUAGCAAGAAUUUCAAAAUUUUAGAUGGAGAACGUUAGAAAUUCAAAUGUGCUCUUCAUUUUUGUGAAAAAUGCAAAGAUAAAUCUAAUGAUGAUAAUCAAAAGAUGAUACAAUGUUUGAGAUGUCCGAAGAGUUAUCAUGAGAAAUGUGCUCCCAAGGGAAUAAGGAAGGUCACUAAGAAAUUCGUCAUCUGUCCUGCCCAUAAGGAAGAAUUGAUAUAGCCUAUCAUCAAGAAAAAGGUAAAAAUAGAACCUGCGCAAACUACUCAACCUUCAAGGAAAUUGAAAAAAAUAAAUAACGGAUCUGAUGUUGAAUAAUGA